CUUCGAAUGUGCUGUAUUCUUGAAAUGGCUUUCCACACGACCACAGAACCUCGUGGUCGUCCGUGAAACAAAAAGUAAAACGAAAGGGGGAAUAUAAUAAUAACCCUGCCUGCUGCCAAGAAAAUAGAGACCACUUCUGCAGUCACGAAGGUCGGAACGAGGUCAACCCGCGGCUUUUAUUCAUCCUGUUGUUUUGGCAUCUGAAAAAAGAAGAAGAAAAAAAGCCAUUUGAAAAAUCGAAGGCUUGUACCUCGUCGUCGAAUUCGUUUUUCUUUUUUUGUUGUCAGAAAUCCCCUCGUGUCUGCCCGUCACUAUCUCGUGUGUUCUAUAUUGAGAAAAGCAUGCGGGAUUUGUCUGCACGUUAAGAAAGAGAUACGAAGCAAAUAGCUUGAAGGGCACACAUGUGUUCAUGAAUGAACGCCAUGAAACGAAAUGAUGAUGAUAAUAUGGCGUCAAAAAACUUCAAACCCAAAGUAUUUCCGUAGCUACCGGGAUGCCUUCGUUUCGCCCACGUUUUCCUUCCAUUAUUCUGAAACUUUGUGUUUCACAAUUCCAGGAAGAUGAUUGUCUUGAUUAUCUUUUCAUCUCGCAAGAAACAUCCAGCACUUAUUGGCUCCUGGUCCUUUUAUUAUGGCGGUCGGUUCCUGUAAAGUGUGCAACCAUAGGCAAAGGUUUUUGAUGAUGAUGACGGUGAAGUGGCGUCUUCCGACGCCAUAUAAUACCCGCCGUGUGUGCCUGGUGAAUUGAGAAAAUCAAACGAGAAGAAAAGAAGAAAAUAACAAUAACAACAGACGUCUGGACUGGCUAAAUGGCAACGCAAAGGGAGAAGGAGGAGCUGGAGCGGAAGUGGCGGUGCCCUCGCUCAUUUUCUGGCGCAAUUAGCUGUUGAAAUUACCCGAGCCAAGGAUACACACACUCACUGGGCACAGCAGCAAACAAACCCUUAACCACUACACCCUUCAGGCAAAAGUCCAGCAGAGUUGCACGUCUUCCUACGUUGUGCAGGUAUAGAGGAACAAGAAGGUGUUAAUGAUGACUUUACCUUUGCCCAACUCGCAUAACCAACAAGGAGCUUCUGAAUGGUACAACAACAGCAUAUGUUUGUAGCUGGGGCUAAUUACGUUUACAAGACAUUUCGAUGACUUGGCGUAGCCCUCCCAUCCUCCCACCUUCAAAAAUAUGGCCCAGCAUAAGAGACAGGUGACCGCAAGAGAAGCGUCCGGCGUCUACUGGAGUCACCUUGGGAGAUCACGUCCUGUCCAUUUUAUUUUUUGUACGAAACAAAAAAUAAUAAUAACCGGCCGUUUUUUAAUGAAGGCUCAUCACGCCAUCAAAAUUUACGCACAGGUGAACGAGGGGGGAAGACAACGGACGACAAUGGCAAUAGCAAAAAGAAAAAAAGAGGUUUCUUAUUUCUGACCACCUCCAGCAUUGCCGGUUGUCAGGAUUUUGGAAUAAAGUACACGUCCAGAUCUGUGGAAAAACAUGGAAGAGAAAAGGAGGAGGAGUUGUUGAGAAGAAAGUCUGUGAGUACGUAGAAGAGGAGGAUGCGAUCAUCAGGUGAACGACUUGGAACUUCCGCCCGCUGUAACGUCCGCGGGAUAAGUAGCCUAGUAGCAAACAACAGCAGGAGCAGCGAGUAAAGAUAAGAAGAACACCAAGGGAAGGGAAUAAUCAUAAAAAGACACACACGUUCCCUUUAGGUACAUCAUGGAGUUGACCUUUCGGUCACGCCGGUGUAAACCCACUGUAGUACCGGAGGUCACACACACACACACACACAUAGUAUAAUAUUCUCUGUGUGUGUAGUUGUGCUGACUACCAACGCCGCAACCACUGGUGCAUCAUCAUCAUUGGAUGCCUACGUCAGUAUUAGCGUGUGUACUUCCAGCUGGUUUCCUGCACCUCUUUAAAAAAAAAAAAAAAAAAAAAAAAAAAGAAAGAAAAUUUUCAAACCACAGAGCGCCAGCCGCACAGCCUGAGAUUUCCCAUCGUGUGUCCGGAUGAGGUCCCGCCCCUCUCUAUACAGCUCCAAGGCUGCAAAAAAGGCUGGAAACUAGAGGCUUCUCCAUAGGCGCCGGAUCAUCUGUGCUGCUCUACACACACAACAAGGGUCACACGGAUGCGAAAACACGAAUAAAACCUCAUCCAGCCAGUUACUUCUACAGUCCAUCCCACGUGGUACAAUUUUAGACGAAAAAAAAAUAAAAAAAGGGAGGAAGAAAAAAGAAAGGGUCAUCCGGGUCAAUGGAGCCCGAAACGCAGCGUGCGCGCCCGGCCCAAACGGGCCAACUACCUUUUAAACUGGCAAGUUCAAAAGUUCGCGCGCGCUCUUUCUAGACCAUCUCUCGCCCUCCUCUUCUCAGCCACCGUAUCCACAGGGGGUUGGCCCUAAGAGCGUAUAGUACGACUACUACAUUUAUAUAAUAUACUGUCACUUUUUUCUUUUCUUUUUUAGACGUUCCUCUGUAUGUGUCUGUGUGUUGUUUUUUUUUUCCCGCAACCUAUUACCCAUAGCAUUCGCCAUCCGGAACGCGAUUGAAAUGCCACACACGCAUCAGACCUACUUAACGAAAAACAGGGACAUAUUUAUUUAUUUUCACAUCCCACCACACGACGAAGGAAGGAAAUGACGGUCGAAUCAAGUUGGCCGAAUUUCAGUUUUUGGCUGAUUGAAAUUAGGAAGCUAACGGAUGGAUGGAGGGGAAGAAACGGAUGUCGUUGACGUCGAUCGAGAUGGAAGAGGUGUUGCCCCUUCUUUUCGAUCGGCGUUCGAGAAAAGAGAAGAAGGAAAAGUCAUGGGAGAACUCCCGGCGCCAGUGGGAGAGAUGGGAGGAGCUAGGACGCUAACGACGUCCAAUGGGGGCCGAGCCAGAGAUCAAAGGGGGAUGGCCGGAGGGCGCCCGGGGGGCCGCGGCCUCUGGCACGGCGCGCACCAAUAGACACACACAUACACACUCACACACCGAGAAGGAUGGGGCAGCUUGGAAAAGGUCCUUUUUCUUUUUAUUAUUUCCUUUUUCUUCUUCUUCUUUAAAGAGCCCGCGCACACGUUACCAUAACGACAGCCCCAAAAGGCCACCACCUCCUUGUCCCCACCCUCUUUUUUUUUUCUUUUUAGGUUUGCCUUUUCUGCCUGCAGUGUGUGUGUGUGUGUGUGUGUGGGUCUGGCUAAAGGAUGGCUGCGCUAUGAACCCGAGAGACGGUAUCACGGGGCCAGUUGAACGCUGCCGGCCGAACGGCCUCAACGUGUGCCCUCUGCCGCUCCGAUACUCCUGACCUUUGAACCAUCACACACCACUUCACACUCUGCGCCCAUCGCUUUUGACUUUCUUCUCCGUGUGAUACUUGGAACGCUGCAACAUUUUUUGUUCUCUUUUUUUUUAUUUCGCAAAACCAACCGACGACUUGGUUUAAAUUUCUUUUGUUUUUUUUUGUUUUGAUUCGACCUCGACCAUUUCUGGCAAACUACGGGUGUCUGUUCGCAAAGUUUGUGUCCGUGUCGCGUGCGGAAAGAACCGUCCUUUUAUUUGGAAUAACUCACAAUCAAGUGUACCGUGAUGGAUCGUCAAUUGUGUCGCUCAGUGUCCCUUUCCAAUUGAAUACAAGAAAAUCAGAGCAAGUGAAAACCAAGGACGCCGUGUGUGUGUGUGUUUUGAAACGGAUCAUCUACUCGUGUCUGCACACACAGGACUAAAUAGUGUCGAAAUUAUUGCAAAAGGAAAAGGGGAGAAAAAAAGAAAUACGAGUGUCUGUGUGAGUGUCUUGUGUGCGUCGCUUAGUGAAAAGAAUCCAAACCCCCGAAGAAGAAGAAAUCAAAAAAGAAUUCCGGAAAGAAGAUAGCGGCUUCAUCAUAGCGUCGUUUCCGCUCUCGCUUUCGGGUCCGGCCAUGUCGCUGAUGGGGACCAUGCCAUCCGGGGUGCUGCUGGGCGGCGGUGGAGUCGUCGGCCACGGUCCCGGCGGAUGGAGAGACGUUGGCUUGACGAGCGUCGUCGACGAUCCCAUCGGCCCUGUCGUCGGAUCGGCGUCCCUGGGCGGAUUAGGCGGACUGGCCAUGACUCCGCACCACCAACAGCAACAACAACAGCAGCAACAACUUCAACAGCAGCAGCAGCAGCAGCAUCAUCAACCGCCGCCGCAGAUCUCGACGCCCGGAUCUCAGGCCUCUUCCGGCGCAUCCUCGUCCGCCUCCAAUAACGGCAAAGACGCACCCAACGUCGAGUGCGUCGUCUGCGGCGACAAGUCAUCCGGCAAACACUACGGACAAUUCACCUGCGAAGGAUGCAAAAGUUUCUUCAAGAGGAGCGUGCGGCGGAAUUUGAGCUACUCGUGCCGGGGCAACCGCAACUGCCCGGUGGACCAGCACCAUCGCAACCAGUGCCAGUACUGCCGUCUGAAGAAGUGCCUCAAGAUGGGCAUGAGGCGAGAAGCUGUCCAGCGAGGCCGAGUUCCACCUUCGCAGCAUCCGGGUUUCCCUGGCCAGUUGUCGUUGGCCAACGGCAUCGGCGGCGGGGGAGGCGGCGGCAAUAUGGGCAUUGGCGGCGGGGGUGUCGGUGGACUGGGCGUCGGUAACGACGGCGGCCUCAACGGCUCUCACGGCUACCUGUCCAGUUACAUUUCGCUGUUGCUGCGGGCGGAGCCGUACCCGACGUCCCGCUACGGCCAGUGCAUGCAACCGACCAACAACAUCAUGGGCAUCGAUAACAUUUGCGAACUUGCUGCCCGUCUCCUGUUCUCGGCCGUCGAAUGGGCCCGCAACAUCCCCUUUUUCCCCGAUCUCCAGGUGACGGACCAGGUGGCGCUGUUGCGCCUCGUUUGGAGCGAACUGUUUGUGUUGAACGCGUCGCAAUGUUCCAUGCCGUUGCAUGUGGCUCCGUUACUGGCCGCCGCCGGAUUGCACGCCAGUCCCAUGGCGGCUGACCGUGUCGUCGCCUUUAUGGAUCACAUCCGCAUCUUCCAGGAGCAAGUGGAGAAACUCAAAGCCCUUCACGUCGAUUCGGCUGAAUAUUCUUGUCUCAAAGCCAUCGUCCUCUUCACCACAGACGCUUGCGGAUUGUCGGAUGUUGGACACAUCGAGAGCCUGCAGGAGAAAUCUCAGUGCGCCCUGGAAGAGUACUGUCGUACGCAAUACGCUAAUCAACCAGUCCGUUUUGGCAAAUUGCUUUUGAGGCUGCCAUCUUUACGUACAGUGUCGUCGCAAGUCAUCGAGCAACUCUUCUUCGUCCGGCUGGUCGGCAAAACGCCCAUCGAGACACUCAUCCGCGACAUGCUCUUAUCCGGUUCCAGUUUCAAUUGGCCCUACAUGCCAUCUAUGUAAAACAACAUUUUAUUAAUAUUUUAUUUGAUUUUUAUUUGUUCUAUUUUUCGGAUUUUUGUUUUGUUUUUGUUCCGCUGGUGAAAUUUAAAUGUUGUUUUUCUAUGCCGUGUUUUGCACAGGAAAACGAUUUCUCUUUCUCUCGCUUUUUUUUCAUCUUCUUUUCAAAUGACAUUCGAUAUUAGUGUAUAGUGUUAUAUAUAUAUAUAUAUAUAUAUUAUAUAUAUACUGCCAUCUUCCCCCUAUAUACCCCCACACGCCACCACCAAACCUCGUGUGUGUUUUGAGAUAUACAAAAAAAUAGUCGCCCUAUUAUGUUUAGGCUGGUGGAGGGGGAGGAAGGCAGAACUUAUCUUCGGAAACUGCUACUUAAAUACCGUACUAUAUAUUAUAUUUGAUAGAGGAGAUUAAAAGGUAUCUAACAAUUCUUCUUUUCUAUAAUAGACACAUCCGGUCAUGAUCUGCAACAAUGAAUAAGACGCAUUUUGAAAA
Messenger RNA from Daphnia magna, 5806 nucleotides. RefSeq names its product nuclear receptor subfamily 2 group F member 1-A (gene svp). The transcript is spliced from 17 exons. Lineage: Eukaryota; Metazoa; Arthropoda; Branchiopoda; Diplostraca; Daphniidae. The record is from RefSeq and is a predicted model, not a curated record. Gene Ontology annotation, biological process: regulation of transcription by RNA polymerase II; anatomical structure development; cell differentiation. The coding region runs from base 3890 to 5317 and encodes 475 amino acids. Gene Ontology annotation, molecular function: zinc ion binding; RNA polymerase II cis-regulatory region sequence-specific DNA binding; nuclear receptor activity.